Messenger RNA from Pterocles gutturalis (yellow-throated sandgrouse), 1282 nucleotides. RefSeq names its product TraB domain containing (gene TRABD). NCBI's taxonomy places the organism in Eukaryota, Metazoa, Chordata, Aves, Pterocliformes, Pteroclidae. The coding region runs from base 1 to 1125 and encodes 374 amino acids. The transcript has 9 exons. The record is from RefSeq and is a predicted model, not a curated record.
AUGCAAGAGGAGCAACAGCCUGAGGCUGCUGCAGAUCCAAUGUCCUCCUCUGAUGCACCAGAAGAUGGCCCAAAGGAAACGUCAAGCAUAUCGCAGAAUAUCUCUGAUGCAGAUGCAUUUAAAAUUCUUCUGGAGAUGAAGAUGAAGAAGAGGCAGAAAAAGCCUACUUUACCAAGCACUGUGACUGAGCUUGACACCGAGGAUGGUUCUAAAGUAUAUGUGGUUGGAACAUCCCACUUCAGUGACAGCAGCAAAAAGGAUGUAGUGAAGACAAUACAGGAAGUGCAACCUGAUGUAGUUGUGGUGGAACUAUGCCAGUACAGAGUUUCUAUGUUAAAGAUGGAUGAAAAAACAUUACUAAAAGAAGCCAAAGAAAUAAAUCUGGAAAAACUUCAACAAGCUAUAAAGCAGAAUGGAGUCAUGUCUGGAUUGAUGCAAAUGCUGCUUCUGAAGGUGUCUGCCCACAUCACAGAACAGCUGGGAAUGGCUCCAGGAGGAGAAUUCAGGGAGGCUUUCAAAGAGGCUAGUAAAGUACCUUUCUGUAAAUUCCAUCUUGGAGACCGACCCAUCCCUGUUACAUUUAAGAGAGCAAUUGCUGCACUUUCUUUCUGGCAAAAAGUCAAGCUUGCCUGGGGCCUUUGCUUCUUAUCUGACCCAAUCAGUAAAGAUGAUGUGGAGAAAUGCAAGCAGAAGGAUUUACUGGAGCAGAUGAUGGCAGAAAUGAUUGGAGAAUUUCCUGAUCUUCAUCGAACGAUUGUCUCGGAACGAGAUAUUUACUUGACCUACAUGCUGAAGCAAGCAGCAAAGCAGAUAGAACUACCUCGAGCUUCAGAAACUGAACCUAGAAAAUAUAUUCCAGCUGUUGUAGUUGGUGUUGUUGGGAUGGGCCAUGUACCUGGAAUUGAAAAGAACUGGAACUCUGACUUAAACAUCCAAGAAAUAAUGAGUGUGCCUCCUCCAUCAGCUUCAAGUAAGAUCUUCAAGUUUGUCAUAAAAGCAACAGUAUUUGGACUGAUGGGAUAUGGCUGCUACCGAAUAGGUCAAAGGACAGUUCAGUUUAUUCUCUCGAUGCCAGCAGCACAGAGCUAUCUUCAGAAGCUGACAGAAAUAAGGUCUCAGCAUUGAACAUCAAGUGAAGAAGGUGGCUGAAAAAGGAUGAUAGAGGCAACAAAUAUGAACUGGACUGAAAGAAGAGGGAGACGAGGAUUUUAGUCAGAGAUGAUUGAUGCUGAGCAAUGCUGAAUCGCUGUAUAAUAAAAGAUUUGAUACUAAAGUUACACCA